Messenger RNA from Vicia villosa (hairy vetch), 2619 nucleotides. Its product is annotated as protein FAR1-RELATED SEQUENCE 5-like. Lineage: Eukaryota; Viridiplantae; Streptophyta; Magnoliopsida; Fabales; Fabaceae. Gene Ontology annotation, molecular function: zinc ion binding. Gene Ontology annotation, biological process: regulation of DNA-templated transcription. The transcript is spliced from 5 exons. Bases 1 to 2619 code for a protein of 872 amino acids. The record is from RefSeq and is a predicted model, not a curated record.
AUGGAUGGUGGUGACGUUAUUGGCCAUGGAGUAAUGCAAGUUAACUCUGAAGCACACGAUGGGAUUUUUCAUGAGAAUGGUCGUGUUAACGAUGACGGUGAACUGGAUUUUGUUAGUGAUGGAUGCUUGGAUAAUGUUGAAUAUGACAACAGAGUUGUUGAUGAAGAUUCUGAGUUUGAAGAAGUUGAAUACUAUGAUGAAGAUGCGGAAGAAGAUAAUGAAUUUUACGGAUGUGAAUACGAUGAUGAAGAUGGAGAUGAUGAUGGCGAAUUAGAUGGUGAUGAUUAUGAUGACGAGAUAGGUUCCGGUUAUGUUAGUGGACACGAAUAUUGGAAUACAGAUUCAAACGGCGGUGGAAUUUCUGGGGAAGGAUCGGAAUGGGGUUCGGACAGAUUGAAUGAAUCGAUAUCUUCAGAUCAACUUCCAGACGAAUCAUUUGUUGUUGACGAGUUUGACGACAUUGCAAAUAUGGACAUGUUUAACUUGCAAUGUGAUGAUGUUUCGAAGCUGCAAUUUGGAAGUCUGGAAAUAGCUUACACAUGGUACUGUUGGUUUGCAAAGAUGAACGGUUUUGCAGUCCGUAAAGGUCAAGUUAUUAAAAAAAAGAGUGGAGAUGUUACUCAACAAACAUUUCUUUGUAACCUUGCAGGAUUUAGGCAAAACAAAGUAGAUAAUCGCAAACGUGGUCUGAGGCACGAAACCCGGUGUGGAUGUGAAGCAAAAUUUCGGGUUCAUAUUGAUAUAAUUUCACACCGUUGGUAUGUCACAGUUUUUACCUUUGAGCACAAUCAUGCAAUGUUAAAGGAGAAGCACUGCAGGCUGUUGGCAGGUAAUAGGAAGCUUAGUAAGUCAGAUAAGAUGCAAAUUAAGAAUUUUGGGAAUGCCGGAAUCAAAGUAACUCAAAUGAUUGGUUCAUUCGCUAAUGCUACCGGGGGGUAUGAUAAGGUAGGAUUUUUGAAGAAGGAUGUACAUAAUCAAAUUGCAAGACAAAGGAAAGAGAUGUCUUCUGAUGCUAAAGGUGCUGUCAGGUAUCUUAUUGAUCUUCGUGUAAUAGAUCCAUUGAUGCUUGUUGCACACACGGUGGGUGCGGAUGGAACGUUGCAAAACCUAUUUUGGAGCGACGGUGAGAGUCAAAAGAAUUAUGAACUGUUUGGUGAUGUGCUUGCUUUUGAUGCUACCUACAAGAAAAAUAAGUACAGGUGCCCAUUUGUUGUUUUUUCUGGUGUUAAUCACCAUAACCAGACGAUUAUAUUUGCUACUGCCAUAGUUUCAAAUGAGGUUGAAGGGACAUAUGUAUGGUUGCUGGAGCAGUUUUUGGUUGCAAUGAAAGGUAAGACACCUUUAUCUGUAAUAACGGACGGUGAUGUUGCUAUGAGAAAUGCAAUCAGGAAAGUCUUUCCCAACAGUUACCACAGGUUAUGUGCAUGGCAUCUCCUACGAAAUGCAAUUUCCAACAUUAGCAAUCCCAAUUUCAUCCCUGUUUUCAAAAAAUUAAUGCUUGGUGAUCACGAUGUUUGGAAAUUUGAGAGUCUGUGGAAUGAAAUGUUAGAUAGGUUUGGGUUAGAAGAUAAUAAUUGGAUCAAUGAAUUGUACCAGAAAAGGAAGAUGUGGGCAACAGCUCAUAUUAGGGGAAAUUUCUUUGCAGGAAUAAGAACGACAUCGCGGUGCGAAGCAUUUCAUAGUCAUAUGGGACAGUUUGUACACUCGAGGAUGAAUAUGACUGAUUUUGUUAAGCAGUUCCAUAGGUGUGUGGCAUAUUUUCGAUUUAGAGAGGUUCAAGCUGAUUUUGAAUCCCAAUAUGGACAGGCAGUGUUGCAUACCAAUCUUAGGGCGCUUGAGAGGUCAACAUCAAAGCACUGGACAAAAGAGAUAUUUGAAAUGGUACGAUCUGUUAUGAAAAAGGUAACCUUAACAUCUGUAUUAGAUAUUCAAGAUAUGGCAUCAGUUACCAUUUAUGCGGUGACAAAAUACAGAGACGAAGGGCAUGGAUGGCGUGUUUCCCACUGUUCAUCGAAUAACGAUUUCAGAUGCUCGUGUCUUAGAAUGGAAUCCAUUGGGAUUCCUUGUGAGCACAUUGUUGCUGUGAUGGUUUAUCUUAAUAUUGUAGAAUUUCCUGAGAAUCUUGUGCUGAAUCGUUGGUCAUUAUAUGCGAAGGAGUCUAUUAGUGGAAGUUAUGAAGAUGGUUCCCACUACUGGGAUUCACAUUUGGUUGCUAGACACGCUACUUUGGUGAAUCUUAGUAAGGAGGUCGCUGACUUGUCAUAUAUGGAUGUUGAUGAUUACAAAAAAUAUUUAGAAUAUCUGACUAAUGAACUUUGUAGGCUUAAAUCGAAGUACAACAAUGAAGAUGUUCCAGAUAACAUACAUGUUGAAGAGGAGUUGGUGAAUAUACUUAACCCCUUCAUGUUCAAGAAGCAAGGGUUGUGGACCAGUUUGAAAUUCAGUGAAGUGAUGAAGCAAUGCCAAAAUGAUGUUAUGCUGCUUGUUUGGCAAGGAAGUUAUACUGAUUUUGUAAUUUUGGGUGCUGUGUUGCAAAUGUGGGAUUUGUUUUGUAAUAGGCAUUUGGUGCAUCAACAUAGUUUCAGUGGCAGCUACUAUUAUAUCAUCACUUUCCUCUAA